CUUCGGUUCGAGUUUACUCGGGCUUCCCUCCCUUUCCAAAUGUGGUUGAAAAUUGCAAAUGGCGUCCCUAUUUCAUGGACAUUGAAUGAGAGUGAAAUACCAAGAUGGAUAACAAUACAAAACCAUAUGUUCCACCUAGUAAGGAAAAAGAACCAGAAAUAGUUCAGACUGUUAAAGUACCAGCCCAGAGUCGCUUGAAGGAGGAACUUCUCAAGCCUAUGCCAAGUAAAAAUGUCAACCCCAAGCCACCCACACAGAUUAUCAUCCCCGCCAAGUACUCUGGCAACAAACAGUCCACCACACGUUUGGCAGCAGGCACCAAAAUCAUCCUCCCAAGUAGCAUGGGGGGCUCUGGUCAACCAUUGCAGUUCAUUGUUACUUCUCCACAAUCCUCUUCACCCAAGGUCACACUUCAAGGAGGUCAAGGUCAGUCUCUCAUAACAGGUGCCAGGUCCAUACUUCCCAAUCUAGCUGGAAGACCUUGCAAGAUUAUUGUCAGCUCUCCAUCACCAGCAGUUACCACAGAGCCAGUCUAUCUUCCACAGACCUCUGCCAGCACAGUUCAGUAUAUUGUCACUUCUCCAGAAGCCAGUGAACUUAAAACCAUUUCUUAUGAAGAGGACAACAACAAGUACAUCAUUGAAAACACAGAAAAUGAAACUACAGAGGAGAUUGUUGUAGAAACACAGGAUGUAUUUGCUCCUCAGGAAAUCACGGUGGAUGUCCCUACUGACACAGAUGCUGCUAAUUCCUUGAUAGCCAUUGCAGAGCAGCUCCAACAACCCAAGGUGGAGAAUUUUGUGUAUAUGGUGGAUGAUAAGGGGGACAACUCUGGCAUCAUAGCCGAGCAUGCAGUGGUUGGGGAUGAUAUUGAACCUGCAGAAGUGGAGGUGGAGAGUAUAGAAGUGGAGGAAAUUAAAAUUUCUCCACGUAGAAUUAAAAAGGCACAUCAGAAGAGACAAUCCAAAACAGCUGAGUUUAGUGAUGAUGCCAGUGAUCUGAGUGACACUGACAUGAAAGCCAGAAUCUCCAAUAUUGGCCUGGACCAUUUAUCUUACCUCUCCUCCAGGUCAAUGGUUCCAUCAAGACCCAUGGUUUACUCCCCUCAAGCCAAGGAGAGACAGGCAGCAUUCACCUCGGACGAGAGCACAGACUCGGAUUUCUCAGAUGAUGAAGACGAUGAAGAUUACAAAACCAGACGAGUCAAAAAACCAACAUACAAAGCCAAGAAACCCAGUAAAAAUGUCGUAUCCAAAACGGUCAACUCCUGGAUGAAGAAAUUUGUUCCCAAAGUCUCUCCUCAUAGUGACGCUGAGGAAAACAGUGAAGACAAUGAGGAUUAUAGCGACAUAGGUGUCCCAAAGGAGCACCUGAUGGCCUGCUGUGAGAGAUUCCGCAAGGUGACAGAAAGCGUGGAGGAACUGAUGAGGAAUAAUGCCAAGACCAGGAGCUUCAGGGAAACAACAAAUCCCAGUGGAGACAGAGUAUUUGAAUGUUCCACUUGUCACAAGCUCUUCACCAUGAGAGACACUAUAAAAAAGCAUCUGAUUCGCCACACAGGACAGAGAUGUUUCCAAUGCACCAAAUGCAACAAGAGUUUCAUGUUCAAGUAUGGUCUGAAAUGUCACAUGAUGACACACACUGGGAAAAUGCCUUGUGUUUGCUCAAUUUGUGGAGGCAAGUUCAUAGAGAACAGCAAGUUAGAGGUUCAUAUGAGGAGGGUUCACACCUCAGAACGACCGUUUGAGUGUGCUCAGUGUGAAAAGAAGUACCCAACAAAGAGUGAGCUCAACAACCACAUACUUAAUGUUCACACAACCAUUAAGCCUUAUCCCUGCCCAUUCUGUGACAAGAAGUUUUCCCAUGAUGCAAAGCUCAAGAGACAUUUAACAGUUCAUACAGGGGAACGUCCAUUCAAAUGCUCAUUCUGUGAAAAGGCAUUUACACAGAGGGCUCAUUUACAGAUCCAUGAAAGAUGUCAUACUGGCAUCUUCCCUUUUGCUUGCAAUGGAUGUGACAGAAGGUUUUAUGACAAAGUUUCCAGGGACAGGCAUUACAGGAGGAUCCAUGAGGGAGUAGAGAAGCCAUACUGCAAGAAAUGUAACUGCUACUUCAAGACAAAGACCAGUCUGACUCGUCACAAGAGGGAAUGUGGGAGGAUCAAACAAGAGCCACCAGCGGUUGACAGCGAGGAGGAUGACGUGAUGGAAGAUGAAGUGGAAGAAGUGGAAGAUAUUCCAGUACCAAGGAAGAGAGCAACCAGGGUCACAAAGUCAUCAAGGUCAAGGAAACUUACCAUUAAAAUCAAAAAGGUUGGAGGAAGGAAAACUGCCAAAGGAAAGAAAGCAGAUAAAAAAGUCAGUGUGGAAGCCAUGGAAAAAUCUGGAAAAUUAUUUAUCAGAAGCGAGAGAAUCAAGGCCAGAUCAGAGGCAGCCAAGCGAAAAAACCAGCAAUCGGAGCCCGCUGCCCCUCCUCCAAAGAGGAAGAGAAGGUCACGGUAGGGUGAACUGCCAUAUUGUAACUCAGGAUAAAUAGUUGAAGAUAAUCUACUUGUUUGUUAUCAGUGUUUGACAUGUUACAUGUAUAAUGAAUUUUUAAAACUGUCAUGACAUUUUAUACAAAGAAUAAGUUUGUCCAUUUUGUAAAAAGAAUGUCUGAUUAUGUUAAUAUGUUUAGUCAGUAUAGUUUUCUCUGCAUAAUGCUGUAGUUAUUCUAUUAGUAUAUGUUAUGUAAUAAUAAUACAAAUGUAACCAAUAAUAUAUUGAAAUGCUUUUAGUGGAUAGAGAAUUUUGUUAUUCAUAAGUUUGAUAUUAUUGUUUUUUAGGCCAUCUUCAUAUAAUGUUUGUUUGCCCUCUCCCAGCUUAGGGUUAAAAAAUACUGGUAGGUUGAUAGAUAGGUCAGAAACUUUUCUAGAAUAAAAUCAACAGACAUAUUGAUGGGAUGAGAAAAUUAAGGAAUGUACAAGGAAAAAUUAUCGUUUCACAGAGGUUAAAAAAGUUGUGUCUAAUGUGAGUCGGGCCACUUUUUGCCAGUUAAUUGGAAGAGGGCAAACGAUCAAUUUUUUAAAGAUCGUCUUUAUACAUAUAGUGUUAGUAAGUUUAGUAAUUCAAAUCAUGUUAACUUGUAUAUAUUGUUUCAAUAUUAGUUAAAUAAAACUUGAAAUUUGUUUUGUCAUUUUGCGAUAACUUCACCGGCUAAUUUUCUUCUGACAGGUGCAUGUAUGCAACAUUUUUUAUAAGUGAACAAUAUUGUAUUUCAAAUCAAAAAUUCUGCAUUUUCCCCCAACUGGAUUAUAUUUUGAAUUUGUCUACAUUGUUUAUUGGGAUAUAAUGUUUUUAUGUUUUUAGGUGAGGAAAAUGUAGUUCCUGCAUGCUAAUAAGUACAGUCAUUUUACAAUAUUAUUUCAACUUUGAUUUGCACAGCAAACUUCUUUUAAAAAGAAUUCAGCAUGUUCACGAAAGUAAAUCCUUAUUGUGAUUUACUUUCUGUUUCGAGAUCUCAAAAUUUUUCAAAAAGCAUCAAUUUACGACUAUUAAUAAUUUAGUUGUUUGAAUGUAAACAUGUGAAUGUAAGUAUUAUGCAAUGUACUGUUUGUAAUUGUAUUCUGUUUUAAAAUGUGAAUAAAAUUUAAAAGUUUAACAA
Messenger RNA from Saccostrea cuccullata (small rock oyster), 3642 nucleotides. RefSeq names its product zinc finger protein 69 homolog. The coding region runs from base 105 to 2501 and encodes 798 amino acids. The record is from RefSeq and is a predicted model, not a curated record. NCBI's taxonomy places the organism in Eukaryota, Metazoa, Mollusca, Bivalvia, Ostreida, Ostreidae. The transcript is spliced from 5 exons.